AAAAUUCCACAGAGGAACUGCCAAGGAAUGAGGAGACUCCAUUUUUAUUUAAAUGCAUGGCAGGAAAAAUAAAAGAAAAAAACAAAAGUUCACGGGCGGACUCAAUUAUUACCAUUCGCCAAUAUAUGGAGCAGCGCAAUGCUCUUCAUGACAGCGAUCCGCUCCAAUAUUGGCAGAUUAACAAGGAACAUUUAUUUGCACUUGGACAAUGCGCAAUAAAAUUCUUGUGUAUACCAGCAAGUUCAGCUGAAUCAGAGCGCACAUUUAGUAAAACAGGAGCUAUUGUGACGGAACGGAGAGCAUGUUUAAAACCUAAACAAGUGAACACAUUGGUUUUUAUUAACAAAAAUCAAUGGCUACUUUAAAAUAACUGUGAUAUUGGAACGAAUUGUUUUUUUUUUUUUAAUAAGAACCUCUCAUUAGCAUUAAGUUUGGAAAUCACCUUUUGUUUUGUAGUAUUUAAGAGUAGCAGCUAUCCGCUGCAUAGUACAAUAAGGACCUCUCAUUAGCAUUAAGUUCGGAAAUCGCCUUUUGUUUUGUAGUAUUUAAGAGUAGCAGCUAUCCGCUGCAUAGUACAAUAAGGACCUCUCAUUAGCAUUAAGUUUGGAAAUCGCCUUUUGUUUUGUUUUUGCUUAGAGAGAUUUUUGUUUUCGUUUUUUGGACUUAGGACGAGAAGUCACCCUUUUUUUUAUCUUCAAGUUUAAC
Messenger RNA from Anastrepha ludens (Mexican fruit fly), 705 nucleotides. RefSeq names its product zinc finger BED domain-containing protein 4-like. Gene Ontology annotation, molecular function: protein dimerization activity. Bases 57 to 365 code for a protein of 102 amino acids. The transcript is spliced from 2 exons. NCBI's taxonomy places the organism in Eukaryota, Metazoa, Arthropoda, Insecta, Diptera, Tephritidae. The record is from RefSeq and is a predicted model, not a curated record.